Molecule: messenger RNA, 2205 nt
Organism: Beauveria bassiana ARSEF 2860
Lineage: Eukaryota; Fungi; Ascomycota; Sordariomycetes; Hypocreales; Cordycipitaceae
Product: serine/threonine-protein kinase ppk24
Exons: 2
Coding region: 1-2205 (734 amino acids)
Biological process (GO): protein phosphorylation; intracellular signal transduction; intracellular monoatomic cation homeostasis
Molecular function (GO): protein serine/threonine kinase activity; ATP binding
Source: RefSeq, a predicted model, not a curated record
AUGCUCGUCUUUGUCAGCCGAGAUGCCUAUCAAGUGAUUGAGUACAGUGAUUCUGCGGAUGCCGCGGAUCUUCAGGAUCGCCAUUUCUACUCACACAGCUUUUCCUCACCACGCCAAUAUCCUGCCGAUAUCCCUCAUCCCAUCCUCGAGGAAGAAGCUGGCGAAUCCGGAAGUGAAUCGCCCAUAGAACCCGUCACUCCCGUUAGCGGCGGCCGUUAUUCGCAGGAUUUCACCAGCGUUCACCAGUUUGGCCAGAAUCUCACUUUGACGCAUUACAAUACCACUCAAAACCCUCCAACUUCGAAUCCUACGAAACCGCCUCUUCAGCACGACUUGCCAGUAGGCCGAGCCACCCCCAGGCAAACUCCCGCGCCAUCACCCGAACGUACGCUGCAUCGCGCGCGCACAAUCAUUGGCAACACGACUGUUUCGGCUGUUGAGCCCGCUACUCCAACGCCAAAACAGCGAGAAUCCGAACUUGAGGCUCCUCAACCCGGCACUCUAUCGCGUCGCUCUACUCGUGGCUCUACGUCUAGUUUCAAACGCACAAUGACGAAUCUGUUCCGCCGGUCGUCGUCCGCCAUCGAGCGCGACACUCCGGUGUUCGACUCUAGCUCGCCCGGCUCAACAGACAGCUCUUCGCAACGCAAUCCUGCCCCUACCAGUGCUCCUCGCAGCAUUCCGGCCCCGCCUUCGUAUAAGACUCAGUCUACUGCAUCAAAUUCGCCUCCAUCGCCCGGGUCACCACUAGAAAUGGCCCCCUCAAACCGAACCAACAUACUUGGCAAAUCGUUACCUGGGCCCGAGGACUUCCAGAAGAAGCCCCGGGCCUCCACCGGCCUUACCCUACGUGGCCGUGCUGUCAAUUUUGCACGUGGCGGACGUAAUGGAAAGACACCCCGCCGUGCUAGCAGCUUCGACGCUGGCAACAGAGGAGCACCCGGCAUUCCCGCUCAAGAGCAUACCGGCAGCAAGAUGUACCCUGCUGAGCGCCAACCGUGGGUCCUGCCUCCUGAUGCUGGCACUGGCACCAAAGCUCGUCGCAUGAGUCUCAGUCUACCUGACGACUUCAUGAUUGAUACAGCUGAGCUUCUCUCUGAAUUCGAGUAUCAGCACAAGCUUCUUGGUCGCCACGGCAAGCACCUAGGCAAGGGCGCUGCCUCCAAGGUUACUCUGAUGGCUCGCAAGGGCUGCCCCAAUGAACUCUAUGCUGUCAAGGAGUUUCGCGGCAAGUCCAAGAGCGAGAGCCAGGAAGAAUAUGAAAAGAAGAUCAAGUCGGAGUUUAGCAUCGCCAAGAGCCUGCAUCACCCCAACAUUGUCGAAACUAUUCGCCUCUGCACCGACCAUGGCCGAUGGAACCACGUUAUGGAAUACUGCUCUGAGGGCGACCUCUUUGGUCUUGUUCAAAAAGGUUUCUUCAAGGGCGACGCCAAACUAAAAGAUCGGCUCUGCAUCUUCAAGCAGCUCGUCCAGGGCGUCACAUACCUCCACGCUCACGGAAUUGCCCACCGCGACAUAAAACUCGAGAAUCUUCUCAUCACCAAGGACAGCAAGAUCAAGAUCACCGAUUUUGGCGUCUCCGAGGUCUUUUCCGGCACGCAUCCUGGCCUCCGCGAAGCUCAUGGCAUGUGCGGCCAGAACAUGGGUGAUUUCCGUGUUUGCAGCCCCGGCAUCUGCGGUAGUGAGCCCUACAUUGCGCCGGAGGUCCUCGCCAAGAAGAGCUCGUACGAUGCCCGCGCCCUCGACGUCUGGAGUACCGCCAUCGUCAUGAUCUAUCUCAACUUUGGCGGUGCCAUCUGGUCACGCGCUGAACCUGGUAAUACCCAUUACGAUAAGCUCGUAAAGGGCUGGGAGCGCUGGUACAAGAACCACCCAGACCCCGAGGCCGUCAUCACCGACACGGACUACCCCAAAUGCUUGGCUCUCGAUGUCGGCGUAAACCCCCCUGCACUUCGCCGCAUACUAUUGCAAAUGCUCAACCCCGACCCCGCGAAGCGCAUCACCAUUCUCGACGUCGCCAACAAUCGGUGGAUCAAGAACAUUGAAUGCUGCCAGGUCGAAUCUUAUGACGACCCAACUCUCUGCAUCGAUGCCACCAAGUCAACCUCGGCGAAUAACAAGAGAAUAUUCUGCCACAACCAUCUUCCUAUUAAAACCAUGGGGUCGCAUUCUCUCGGCAAGAUGCCCGGUCAGGCUGGUUACUGA